CCUCGGGCUCGCUCCCACCAGCUCGACUUGGAGGCGCAAGCGCGGCGAUAUCCGAUAAACCCCACCACUCCUGCUCCGCAAGCACCCGCCCCGGCAGGCUCCGCGGCCAUCGUCCUUCUCAUGGCCCUCACCACCGCGGCCACGGCAGUGGCCGUCUCCCUCCACCCUCUCCUCUCCCGGCCCGCCUGCAUCCUCCGCUUCGGCCGCCGCCUCCCUCCCCUCCUCCUCCGCGCCACCUCCUCCGCCUCCACCUCCAGCGCCCCGGACUUCAACAUCACCUUCGCGGAGCCCGCCCCGGCAAAGAAGGCCUCGUCCCCCUCACCGUCCGCGCAGCCGCUGGUUCCGUGGAUCGUCCGCGGGGAGGACGGGAAGCCUCGCCUCAGCACCUCGCCGCCGCCGGAGGUGCUCCAGGCCAUCGCGCUCGCGGAGGCGGAGGCUAAGAAGGCGGCUAAGAAGGAAAGUCUCAAGGGCCAGAAGGGUGCGGUUGCCGCCGCCGCCGCUGCUUCCAGUGCAAGCGUCAAGGCCAAGGAAAGGAAGGCCGCCCCGGCCGCGCCGCCCAAGUUUUCAAAGGCAGCCAGGAGGUUCUACAAUGAGAAUAUCAAGGACCACGAGCCACAGCGGCUCGCCAAGGUCCUUGCCGCCGCAGGAGUGGCCUCAAGAAGAACCAGUGAGGAGCUCAUCUUCCAAGGGAAAGUGACUGUCAAUGGCUCGGUCUGCACUUCUCCUCAGACCAAAGUUGACAUUGCAAAGGACUCUAUCUACGUUAAUGGGAACCGCAUUUCCAAGAAGCUGCCCCCAAAGUUGUAUUUUGCUGUGAACAAGCCAAAAGGGUAUAUCUGCUCGUGUGGCGAAGAAUCGAAGUCUGUUGUCUCCUUAUUUAAUGACUAUUUGAAGGGCUGGAACAAGAUUCAACCAGGGCUGCCAAAACCACGCUUGUUUACUGUGGGUCGUCUUGAUGUUGCCACAACUGGUUUGAUAAUAGUCACAAAUGAUGGCGAGUUUGCUCAGAAACUUGCGCACCCUUCUUCAAAUGUAACAAAGGAAUAUGUAGUAACUAUUGAUGGUGCUGUGCACAAGAAACACCUCAUAGCUAUUAGUGAAGGCACAAAAAUUGAUGGGGUCAUGUGUGUACCUGAUUUAGUAGAGCCAUUGUCUGCACAAUCAGAUACGAGAAAGACCCGUCUUAAGAUAGUGGUCCAUGAAGGACGAAAUCAUGAAGUUCGUGAACUUGUACAGAAUGCAGGGCUAAAGGUCUAUGCGUUGAAGCGUGUUCGGGUAGGCAGGUUCCGACUUCCAGCAGAUCUGGGAAUUGGGAAGUUUGUUGAGCUCAAACAGGCUGAUAUUAAGGCACUAGAAGGAAACAACUAGACAUGGCUGGCUGAUUUCAAGGCACUAGAAGGCAACGCCAAGAGAUGACUCGAGAGUUCCUUAACUGAUGAUUUUUGAACUAAUGCGGAUCAGCACGUCUCUGUCGAUAGAUGGCGGCAACCCUUCUGACAGUAACAAUUCAGGAGCUGGCCGGCUGCUACUCCACUUAGAAAGCCACUGUCUCCUGGAUCUCCAAUGGUGUGGUGGCGUUGGCUGAUAGGCAAGUUCCAUACUUUUGCCUUGAAGAGCCUAUGAACUGCUUCGCUGACCAACCUCCAGAUCCUUUAAGACAGCAGAACCUCCAACUCCUAUAGUGCAGCAGCGUUUGGUCAAGGAUGGAACAUUGUCGAAAUAGCAAAACUCAUGUCUCAUGAUAGCAUGUACUCUGUAUAUGGUGUAAAUCUACAUGCUCUUAAGCGGGCACAUGAACCAUUUGUCUGACGGUUUAACAGUAAUUGAUAGCUGGCGAGUUAUUUUUGGCCAAAUUGCAUUGGAACUCGUUUACUGAGCACUGAAUUAAAAAAAAGUCGUUUAUUGAGCUGGAAAUUA
Molecule: messenger RNA, 1917 nt
Organism: Setaria italica (foxtail millet)
Lineage: Eukaryota; Viridiplantae; Streptophyta; Magnoliopsida; Poales; Poaceae
Product: putative ribosomal large subunit pseudouridine synthase SVR1, chloroplastic
Exons: 10
Coding region: 121-1368 (415 amino acids)
Biological process (GO): plastid translation; maturation of LSU-rRNA from tetracistronic rRNA transcript (SSU-rRNA, LSU-rRNA, 4.5S-rRNA, 5S-rRNA); pseudouridine synthesis
Cellular component (GO): chloroplast
Molecular function (GO): pseudouridine synthase activity; RNA binding
Source: RefSeq, a predicted model, not a curated record